Ipomoea triloba (trilobed morning glory) is the source of this 743-nucleotide messenger RNA. RefSeq names its product putative germin-like protein 2-2. The record is from RefSeq and is a predicted model, not a curated record. Lineage: Eukaryota; Viridiplantae; Streptophyta; Magnoliopsida; Solanales; Convolvulaceae. Gene Ontology annotation, cellular component: cell wall. The transcript has a single exon. Gene Ontology annotation, molecular function: manganese ion binding. The coding region runs from base 16 to 642 and encodes 208 amino acids.
AAGCAAAGCAUUAUCAUGUUAAGUCUUGUAGCAGCUAUUGUUGCCAUGGCGUCGGAGCCUAGUCCAUUACAAGACAUCUGCGUUGCAGAUUUCAGUGGCUCCUCGUCCAUCAGGGUCAAUGGCUUCCCUUGCUUGGACCCCGAGAAGGUAGAAGCUCACCACUUCUCCUAUAGUGGGCUCAACGUGGCUGGCAACUUCAGCAUUUAUGGUACCAGCAUUAACCGCCUCACUGUGGACCAGAUCCCAGGGCUCAACACCCUUGGCAUUUCAACAGUGCGAGUCGACUACCUCCCCAAAGGUGUCGUGCCACCACACAUCCACCCUCGGGCGACUGAGAUACUGUUGGUCCUGCAUGGUAAGAUCAGUGUAGGCUUUGUGACAUCCAACCCAGAGAACCGGCUCAUCACCAAGGUCCUGCAGGAAGGCGAUGCCUUUGUCUUCCCCACAGGACAUGUUCACUUCCAACAGAACGUUGGCCCUGGAAAUGCCACCGUUAUUGCCUUCUUGAGCAGCCAGAAUCCUGGUGUCAUCUCUGUUGCCAAUUCCAUCUUCGGGACAAAUCCACCUAUCAACAAUGAUGUGCUCACCAAGGCCUUCCAAGUCAACCGUGCCACUAUUAAGAGUCUCCGCUCACAGUUCUGAUUGUUUUCAUUCUUUUAUCCAACUUCAUCAGUAUUUAUAUAUUACCAUAUGUAUCUUCUGUACAUUGUUUGCAGAUAAUAAGAACAAUAAACAUUUUAUGA